CCAACGUUUAUAACAAUAGCCGGGGAGUAGUAGAUGUUGAGCAGAGUUCAAAAGUGAAUGUAACUAUAUAGCUGAAAGCUGAUCGGUACCUGUUGAAGUUCUAUAUUUAUUUUCAUGCUAUUGCUGGAAUCCUAUCGAUAGAUUAUCAAAUUUUCUCAAACUGGGUUUUUAUCUUUGUUUUAUGCAACCGUGCAUAUAGCUUUCUCAAUGGAUUACUGACUUAUUGAAGAGUUAAACCAGUAAUCGAGGAGCAUUGGACUAGAUAUAUAUAUAUAUAUCCAGGUAUGCUAACAGUGUUAGAGGUUAAAUGGUAAUGUAAAAAUCUGCAUAAACAAAACAGGAUUUUUCAUACCCGAUCCACGGAAUAUAAGCUCGUUUUACGACUUAUUUACGACGUUAUCUAUUUAAAGCAUUAACAAACAAAGUUCAUGUGAACUACUUCUCAGUGUUUUCGAUGACAUUUAUAAACUCAUAAGCAACUUUGUUCAAACUAAAGGCAAAGAACAUUAUGUUGAAAGGAGUAGUUUAUACGUUGGCAACCAUUUCUAUGGUGAUGGGUGUCCGGGUGAAGGUUGCAGUAUACGAGCAUGUUGUGAAGUCUCCCGUGAACGCUAGCGAGUAUUUUACCCGGCACGAGGCGUUCUCCUUUAUGUUGACCAAUCUUCAGGUGCUCGCACGUGAGGCACGGACUUCCGCUCACCAGGGAGCCAGACUAAUAGUGUUCCCGGAGUAUGGAAUAACUGGGUUCGACCAUUCCAGGGACACGAUGCAGCCUUUUCUCGAGGACGUCCCUGAUCCGGCUGUGGCAUGGAACCCAUGCGAGGACCCUGAGAGAUUUGCCCACACAUCCGUGCUCCGCUAUAUCAGCUGCGCGGCCAAGAACUCCUCCAUAUACAUUAUCGCCAACAUGGGAGAUGUCAAACAAUGUGACGUCCAUAAGGAGAAGAGCUGCCCAUCCGACGGACGGUAUCAGUUCAACACGAACGUCGUAUUCAGCGCUACGGGCAAUUUGGUUGCGCGAUAUCACAAGCGCCACAUGUACGAUGAAACCCCUUUGUUUGACCCGUCCCCUACCGACGAGUACGUGACAUUUGAGACGCCAUUUGGAAAGUUUGGAACUGUAGUGUGUUUUGAUCUCUUACAUUAUUAUCCUACACAAGAACUUAUUCUCAAACAUGGUGUUCGAAAUAUAAUCGUCACUUCCGCCUGGAACGUGUUUUAUCCGUUUGUAACACCGUUGCAAAUGUACGCCGGUCUUUCGAAAAGAAACCAUGUCACAGUUAUAGCUGCAAAUAUAAGAAACCAUGAGUACGGCAUGGCUGGAUCAGGGAUUUUUAGUCCUGAAUCGGAAACGAGUACAAGCACAGACUUCAUGAGUUCACAGGGAGCACUAUUAAUAAGCGAAGUUAACACUGACACGACGACUAACGAUGUGCUGGAGGAUUUGAAGUCCUUUGGACCUAUAUCAAAAAUAAGAUCUAACUUAAAUGAGUCUUAUACGGACACAUAUGAUUACGGCAUGAACAUGACAUUCGCGGUCUUGGAGGGACAAUCGGGCUUUGUUGCCACGUGUUUUGAUAACGUGUGUUGUGCUGUCCAAUUCCAAUUUAGAGAACGCGCUAUUGAUGAGAUGUACAUCUUAAGUGCAUCAGAUUUUGCCAAUGACUAUCCGGGCAUCAUCCACUUGCAGUUCUGUGCAAUCCAUCGUUGUUCUUCACAACAACUUGAUUCCUGUGGAGAAGCUGUGUUCGAUACAUCGUCAAUAUUUUCAUUUCUCAAACUCCAAGCAUAUUUUGAUCCAGGAGUCUUAUUUCCGUUUGCGUCCUCAUCUGCGUCUGACAAUUUUCAAUUUUACAUGGAACAAGAGAAAUAUUCGUUUGACGAAAAAGCGGCAAUUUUACAGAGCAGUUCUUUUGAUCGGCCAAUGUUAGCUGUGGUGCUUUUCAACAGUCUGUAUGAAGACGAGCCUCACAUGGGAAUGUCAAGCCGGGCUAAUUCGGUAACCGCGCAUUUACUAAUUCAGGUUUUCGUCUUCAUCUCACAGAAAUUUAUUCUGAAGUGGUCCGUGCAUUAAUAGCUUUAACAAAUACACAAGCACAUGCCCCGCGACCGCUAAGUGCAAUAAAUUGAACGUUGGAGUAAGUAACACUAAAGCAGCAUCUGUAUAGGUUCAUUCACAUGCAGUUUUUCCAGUUCUCUCUGUUUAUUAGGAAUUGAUUCGAUAUCUUGUAGACGAACUUCUCAUAUAAUGACACCGCCUAUAUGCUAUACACCAUUGCAAAUCUGUUAAUAAAACGUUUAUGUUU
Molecule: messenger RNA, 2306 nt
Organism: Mya arenaria
Lineage: Eukaryota; Metazoa; Mollusca; Bivalvia; Myida; Myidae
Product: pantetheinase-like
Exons: 2
Coding region: 509-2074 (521 amino acids)
Source: RefSeq, a predicted model, not a curated record